AUUCAUUAUACACAUAUAAAAAUUUUUUUUCUUUUUUCUUUUUUCUUUUUAGUUUUUAACGUAAUGGAUCUCAUAUCUUUACCUGAUCAGAUCCUUAUCAAAAUUACAUCGAAAUUAAGCCUACAAGAUUUACUUUCUUUAGGUGAUAGCCAUACAAGACUUCGAUCCUUUAUUUACGAAAGCCCAGAAAUCUGGACAAGCAAUAUUCUUUUCCCUAAAAAUGAUCGAAAAAUCACAGAUAUUUUCAUUCAACUUAUUAUACCACGUAUCACUCGACAUUACGGUAUCCUUUCUCUUCGCAUGAUUCAACUACCCUCAGUCAGUUGGAAGGGGUAUUUUCUAAUUUUUGAUCAAUUUGCCCAUUCUGUUAAACGUAUUCAUAUUGAACUUACUAAUACAAAAGUGCUUUGGGACCUUGCUCACCAUUUAGCUAUCUUUGCUGGUUAUUUAGUAGUUUUACAGAAGACUAACCAAAUACCAAUUACAUUUAAACAAUAUUAUGCGUUACAUGAUGAAGAGCGUUAUGCAGCUAUUUUAGCCAAGUCUAAAUAUCUGGGACAACACAGUCUGGAAGCAUUGUGUGAAAAUCUAGUGAAAAGAUAUCAGUUAGAUGAUCCUCCAUUUGAAAGACUUGAACUUUUUGACUUGAAGUUUGUUUCAGUAUUGGAGACAUAUCAUGAAGUGAAUAAUGCUAUUAGGCAAAUAAAACUAUUAUCUCUAUUUUUAUCAGGCCAUCAUCUUCAACUUGACAAGAGAAAGAGAGGAGAGGAUCAUGGAUUAAAUAAUGAGAGCUAUAAAUAUAUAAAACCUGAUAAAGAAGAAGGACAGUUAUACCAUCAUCAGCCACAGCAUACAUAAUUCAUACGGCAUAACAUAUCAUUAAGUAAUUUUUUCUUAAAACAUAAUAAAAUGGUAUAGUUAAUUUUGAAUAACUAUGUCUUUUCGGAAAUGAUUUUCCACAGAGAUGAAAUAUGAUUUCUUGAAAUGAUGAUUGAGAUGGAAGAAAAACUAGUUAACUCUUAGCAUGUAAAAAUAACUUUGAAGCCUAUACAAAAUGUAUGUUAAGGAGUCUAGUAGUAACCAAGCAGAAAUCUUGACUUUAUUAUUCUUUUGAUUUGCUAUUUUUGUCUUCUUCUAUAUAUCCCAAAUUCUUGAAUAGUGCCGAAAUCUUACAGAAAUACCUUUCUAGAAGUAAAUAGUACAAACAAUAGUAAUUAUUUUGUUAAAUACAGUAGUAUUUCAAUUCCAUAAGAGAUGUAUUUUAUCUUAUAAAUUCC
Molecule: messenger RNA, 1277 nt
Organism: Cokeromyces recurvatus
Lineage: Eukaryota; Fungi; Mucoromycota; Mucoromycetes; Mucorales; Mucoraceae
Exons: 3
Coding region: 64-858 (264 amino acids)
Molecular function (GO): protein binding
Source: RefSeq, a predicted model, not a curated record